AUGGCCGACCCAUUAUCAAUCAUAUCCGCAGUGGAACUCUGCUUCAAGUACGGCGCGAUUCUGGUUGAACGCUGUUCCGCUUUCGCCCAUGCAGAGUCCGAGCUUUGGGAGCGAUCGGUCCGGGUGAAGAAUUACUGGGUCCGGGCCGAGACUCAGUUGAAAUUGGUCCGAAGCAUUGCACACACGCUGGACGAAGAACAUCAGAUAGUGCAGCAAGAGACGGUAGAGCUGCUCGCAAGCAAACUGAAGAUUGCUGUCAAUAGCAUUCAAUCUGUGACUAAACGGAAAGAGGUAAAUGGUCAGGAAGUGCGGCAAGUGCAGCGAUGGAAGUAUGCGCUACUGCAACAGAAGAUCGACGGGGCCAUUGAGGAUCUUGAACUUUGGCAGAGGAUGUUCGACCCUUCUUGGUACUUGAUCAUGAAAGCCGCGACCGCUCAAAUAGAUGCCGAGUUGCAUACCUUCACACGUGAAGUUCCGGCUGAAAGUCGUGCUGCAUUAACAUCCGCCCAGUCGCUUAGGAUGGCUCUGGACCCUACUGCGACCAGCACCCUUCGUGUAUUCCUUCGGGAGGAUGGCAUCAAUUCACUUCAACUGAGUAUUCUUCCUUUGUGCUCAGCUCAGCUAGCACAAAGAGAAGACCCAUCAAAAUCACUCAUCCUAGAGCGAUUUCAGCCAUCUGCAGACGUCAACAUCAAGCAGCUGGAGAAGGACACCCGGGAUUUAGCAAGAAAGCUCGCCCACUCCAGCCCUGUCGAGUUUGGCCUUCUCAACUGCAAAGGGGUUGUGAAGCAUUCCGACGAUAAUUCCCCCUCACGCGAUCCAACAGCAUUCACAUUCAUCUUCAGAAUACCUACUGGCUACUCGAAUCCUCGCAGCCUUCGCAGUUGUCUUGCAGCAAUGCAGGGGACGGACACACUCUCCGACCGGUUCAGGCUGGCGAAUGAACUAGCGAGAUCAGUCAGCUAUGUACACACUUUCGGCUUUGUGCACAAGAACAUCCGACCGGAAACUAUACUUCUCUUGACGAAUGAUUCGUCGGUGGGAUCAGCAUUUCUGAUCGGGUUUGACAGCUUCCGCAUGGCCGAAGGUAAAACGCUUCGCAAGGGAGACGCGGCAUGGGAACGAAGUCUCUACCAGCAUCCAAGUCGAGUGGGGCAGGUUGCUGCAGAAGACUAUAUCAUGCAGCACGAUAUCUACAGUCUGGGCGUAUGCCUGCUCGAGCUAGGCCUGUGGGUAUCCUUCGUGCAAUAUGAUGACAAGGCGGCGCCUCUGCCCAAUGAUUGCUCUAGUUCAAAGCCGACCAGGAAUCUCAUCUUGGGAAGUGAUCUGCCGCCCGUACUUUUCAAAGACCAUCUAGUCUCCCUGGCACGUGGGGAGCUUCGCAGCAAGAUGGGAAGCCGAUAUGCCGAAGUUGUUGAGACAUGUCUCACAUGUCUUGAUCCUGACAAUGUGGAUUUUGGUGAUGCGAACGAGUUCCAGGACGACGAUGGGAUUCAGGUGGGAGUGCGAUAUAUUGAAAAGGUCAGGGUCUGUGAUGUUAUCAUUGGUUAG
Aspergillus melleus is the source of this 1551-nucleotide messenger RNA. RefSeq lists its product as uncharacterized. Gene Ontology annotation, molecular function: ATP binding; protein kinase activity. The record is from RefSeq and is a predicted model, not a curated record. Gene Ontology annotation, biological process: protein phosphorylation. The coding region runs from base 1 to 1551 and encodes 516 amino acids. The transcript is spliced from 2 exons. Lineage: Eukaryota; Fungi; Ascomycota; Eurotiomycetes; Eurotiales; Aspergillaceae.